Plasmodium gallinaceum is the source of this 1824-nucleotide messenger RNA. RefSeq names its product protoporphyrinogen oxidase, putative (gene PPO). The coding region runs from base 1 to 1824 and encodes 607 amino acids. Lineage: Eukaryota; Apicomplexa; Aconoidasida; Haemosporida; Plasmodiidae. Gene Ontology annotation, biological process: porphyrin-containing compound biosynthetic process. The record is from RefSeq and is a predicted model, not a curated record. Gene Ontology annotation, molecular function: protoporphyrinogen oxidase activity, oxygen as acceptor. The transcript has a single exon.
AUGAAAAUAAAUUAUGCAAAUAGCUGUUAUUUUCCUUUAAUAAGUUAUAAACCCAAUAUAAUUUAUUAUUAUAUCUUCUUAAAACAAAUUGAAAAAUAUAAAAAGAAUGAAUUAUCUUCAAAUGAAGUAUACGACAUUACUAUAGUUGGUGGUGGCUUAUUUAGUUGUUGUUUAUACUAUUUUUUAAAAAAAAAAAAUCCUUUACUUAAAAUAUUAAUAAUUGAAAAAGAGAAAAUGCUAGGGGGAUAUGUUAAAACGUAUAAAAAUAAUAAAAAAUUUUUGUUCGAAUUAGGACCAAAUAUUUUCAAAUUAAAUGAUGAUAGUUAUAAUUUAAUUAAAGAAUUGCAUUUACUUUGCAAUGUGAGAGUAUUAAACAAGAAAUUAAUAAGAUAUAUUUAUUACAAUGAUAAGUUAUAUCCAUUACAUUUUAAUCUCAUUGGUUACUUUAUUUUCCCUCUGAUCAAAAUUUCAAAUAAAGUUAAAUUGAUUUUAAAAUUGUUUUUUAAAAAAUACAAAAAUAUAAAUUUAUAUGACAAUGAUAUUUCCGUAGAAAAUUAUAUGAAAGAAAAUUUUGAUUUACAACAUUAUAACUUUUUACUUUUACCUCUGAUAUAUGGUUCGUGUGGUGGAAAUGGUGAUAUAUCUGCUAUAUCGUUUUUUUCUAGAAAUUUAAAAUUUUGUGAUAAUAAUAUAAAUAGCUUAUAUAUAUGGCGUGAAAGAAAAAUAGAAAAAAAAAAAAGACAUAAAUUAAAUGGAACAAAAUUUUGUAACACAUAUACUUUUCAUAAUUUUUUUUAUAAGAUGAAUAAAGAUGAAAAAUUAUUUCAUUACAUGAAUAUACUAAAUAAAUAUAAUGCUUUGAAUUAUAAUAAAAAAAUUCCAUUAAAUAGUUAUAAGAAGAGAAGUUUAUUUCAUAUAAAUAAGAAGAAAAGUCUAAAUAUAAUUAAAGAAAUGUGUGUUUUAAUAAAAAAUGCAUAUAAAAAUUUCCUUUUUUUAUACAAAAAGAUAAUUAAGAAAAGUAAACAAGAAGAAGAAAAAAAGAAAUUUAUUGGGAAAUUGGUAUCAUUAAAAUAUGGGUUAUAUGAAAUAAUAAGUAAAUUAAAUAAUUAUAUAAAUCAAAAAUAUGUGUGUACAAAUUGCGAAGUAGAUUUCAUUAAAAGAACAAAAGAAAAUUUAUGGAUGUGCAAUAUCAAAAAUGAAAAAAAAAAUUAUACAAUAUAUAGUAAAAAUGUUGUCUUAACAGUAAAUUCUAAAAUAUGCUCGAAUAUUAUGAGAUAUAUUAUAUCUUCUGAUAUUAAAAAUAUUCUUUUAAAUUUUUCUUAUUCAAAUAUAAUAAGUGUAACAUUAUAUUAUAAUAAAAAAGAUGUAAGAAUACCAAGUAAUUUUUUUGGGUUUUUAUCAUCUGAUAAAUUAGCACAUAUAUUGGGUUGUUUUUACAUUAAUAAUAUGUUUAAAGAAAGAUGUGAUGAUAACAAUAUAGUAUUAUUAACAUUAUAUAUGGGUGGACAAAACAACCCUAAUGAUAUUUUCUUAAAAAAAGAAGAAAUAGCUGAAAUUAUCUCGGAAGAUUUAAAAAAGAUAUUUCAAAUAGAAAAUAAUAUAAAACCAGUUAUUUUAAAAAUAAAAAAAUGGUAUAAUGCUAUACCUAUUUAUUUACAUAAUUAUGAAAAGGAUUUAAGGUAUUUUUUAGAUGAAUUAAAUAAAUCAGCAUAUCAAAAUUUAUUUAUUGAUUCAGGAUGGAUAACUGGAACAUCUAUAUCUGAUAGAAUUACAUCUGCAAAAGAUUUAUCAGAAUUUAUACAAUCAAAAUUUUUUAGUGAAUAA